[Candida] anglica is the source of this 4410-nucleotide messenger RNA. The record is from the annotation of a GenBank genome assembly. Lineage: Eukaryota; Fungi; Ascomycota; Pichiomycetes; Serinales; Debaryomycetaceae.
GUCGAGUUUCGAUUGAAAGUAUUUUAAUCAGUCUAUGUAUACAAUUAAGAGGGUUUAAAGUUGUUAUCUUAAGUUCCUAGAGUUAUAUCUGUUAUUUUUCAAUCUUGAGGUUUACUUUAAUAUCUUGAAUUAUAAAAAAAAAAGCUAACAAAAUUUGGUAAACAUUACUUUUUUUUAAAUGACAGACAGUUCAGCUCCUCUACCGGGCCCUCAGUCUGGUAGUGGAUUACCUGCUGGUUCACCCAAUGCCCAGUCACAGGCUAGUACCGCAGUAGCUCCAACAGACUAUGAGACGGGUGUUUCCAAUGGUGAUGUUGAUUGGUUAUUUAGAGGGAAAUCAAAGAAACUUACCAAGAAAAUGAACAAUCCAUCAGCUGAGAAGGAAAAGAAACCAAGUAUUGAUAAUAUUGAUACUACUAUUGAAUCUAAGGAUACUUCCCAUACUACUACCCUGAAAGGUUCAACCGAUUCCCUGUCCGAGGAAAAAUCCCUGGUAAAAUCACCUGUUGUUUCACUGCCUACUUCUUCCACGCCGCCAAAGGUGAAACAUACAACACAACCAGAUCAAUCUACUACUACUAGAGUACCUUCUACAACUCCAAAUGAGGUCAAGGAGCAAGAAAAGCCUUCAAAACUUGAAAUGUUUAGAAUUGGAAGAUCUCGUUCUUCGUCAACAAAUUCACAAUUACAACAUGAAGCUGAUUCCAUGGUUUCUCCUUCAACUACGUCUCUGCUGAAUAAUCUUCCCAAGAGAAGAAGCAGUUUAGGUGGGUUUAUACCGACGUCAAGUCCACCACAAAAUCUGUCGAGUAUAUCUCCAAAGGCGUCGAAACAAAAUGGUUCUAAUCAUACCAAUAACCUGGCAACAUCGGAUUCAUCUCCAAAUGUAUCGAGAUCUAAUUCAACGGGGAGUACUGGUGGUAAAACAAGAUCUUUGUUUAGUUCAAUCUCAUCUAAAUUUAAGUCGUCAUCUUCUACGUCAUCGGCUAACCCAAGUGCUGCACCUUCUCCUAAAUCUUCGUCCUCUUCUGUUAUGGCAGAUUUACCAUCAAACCCUUUUAACUCCAUUGGCGCUUCUACUCCUAAUGUGCCCAAAAUUCAACCGAAUUUAUUGGGAGUAUCUGGACAUCAUACUGCUACCGGUAAUCAAGAUUUAGCUGCAUUGGUCAAUAAACCACCUAAUGGAAUUCCAAGAAGACGUAGUUCAUCAGCCCUGAAACAUGCUCAAGCUAUACAUGAUAAGAAAUUGUUGGCAUCUACAAAAGGAUCUGAACAGUCAAAUUCAACCCCAGAUCGGGUGAUUUUAAAUAGAAAUCCAAGAAGAGAAGGCAAAAUUCCUAUUGAUGAAUUGGGUGGAAUUUCAAUGAGAAGAGUCACAUUUGCUAUCGAUAGAUUAGCGUAUGAUCCUCAACAACAAAUUCCAUCUAGAAGACCUAAGAAGGGUAACGUUUUGAUUCCAGAAGAUUUAACUGCUCCUCCUCCAAGAUUAUCCCAAGGUAUAUCAUUAAGUGAUGGAAAAAGUCCAAUGCAAGUGGUUGAAAAUAAGUAUUCUGAAAAUGAAUUGAAACUGGCAAUUGAAGCUCAGAAGAAUGCCUUAUUAGAAGCUGAAAAGCAUGCUCAAGAAGCACAUAUGACUGCAAAAAGAAUUGCUCAUGAAGUUUCUAAUUAUCGUUGUAAAGCAAGUGGAGCAAAAGUUUCAGAACAAACUCCACUUCAAAGGCAAGAAGAAGAAGCUGCAGAAGAAGCUGCAGAAGAGACAUCUGAUCGUUUACAUAAUGUGGGUAACAUUGAAAUUGAUAAACCAUUACAUCUUCAUGAAAAUUAUUUCGAAGAACUGGCUGCUCCAUCGAAUAAUGGAGAAGUUUAUGCAGAUGACUUGGAUAUUGUUGAACAUUUAUCAUUGGAAACUAUUUAUUCAAGAUGUUGUCAUUUAAGAGAAAUUCUUCCAAUUCCUGCAACUUUGAAACAAUUGAAAAAUAAAUCCAAACCUUUACAAGUUUUAAAGUUAUUGAAUCCAAAACCAACAUUAAUUGAUGUAUUAUCAUUUUCAGAUUUCAUUGCAAUUACUCCUGUCAAUACAAUUAUUUUUGAUAAUGUGACAAUGACUACAGAAAUGUUGAAGCAUUUUUUGUCGUCUCUUGUUCGUAAUAAAUCAUUGGAAAAAUUAUCCUUAAGAAACGUUGCCAUUGAUGAAUUAGGUUGGAAAUUCUUAUGUAAAUUCCUUUCCCGAAAUCAAACAAUUAAGAAAUUGGAUAUAUCACAACAAAGAAUUAAAUCUGAUACUCCUCCAAAUAUGAUUAGAUCUGCAAUGAAUUGGUCAUUAUUGAUCAGAUCUCUUGUAUUGAGAGGUGGUAUUGAAGAAUUAGUCAUAAAUGGAUGUAAAUUAUCUGAUUCUAUGUUUGCUGAAUUAAUUGAAAAAACUGUCAAAGUUUCUACUUACAGACUUGGAAUUGCAGCAAUUGAAUUGAAUGUAUUCAAGGCAAAGAUUGUUGCAGACUGGAUUACUAGUCCUGACUCUAAAUGUGUCGGAGUUGAUAUUGCUUUCAAUAACUUGGGAUCUGGUCAAUUAAAGCCAUUCAUCGAUGCAUUCAACAAGGGUAAUCUGAAUUUACUCUUUUUCUCAUUGAAUUCAACAAAAUUAAAUGACAUUGAAGAAGCAAGUGAAUUACUUAAGUCUUUGUCAAAGGUUAGUUCAUUAAAGUUCCUUGAUUUAAGUUCCUUGCCAGAUCUAUUCCCAGGAAUUAUAUCGAGAUUGAAUAAAUUUUUACCAACUUUCCCAAAUUUGAGAAGAAUUCAUUUUGAUUUAAAUGAUUUAACUCCUCAAGCUAUUGGUGCUAUUGCUGACAUCUUACCAAAGAUUGAUAGUUUGAUUCAUGUCUCCUUUUUGGGUAAUCGUCAACUUAAUCGUGGUUCUGCUGGUACUCUUUAUACUGCAGUUAAAAUGUCAAAAUCUUUAUUUACAUUGGAUUUAGACUAUGAUUUGGUACCUGAUGAACUUUCACAAAGAAUCGCUUUCUAUUUGAUGAGAAAUAUGGAUAGAACAAUGAAUCAAGAUGUCUCUAUGGCUCAUAAUGAUGAUGAAGAAGAAUUGAUGUUCGAUGGUUCGUUAUUGAUGGAAACAGCCGAAAAGCUAUUAGCAGCUGAUGAUAAGAAGUCCGAUAAGAAGGAGGACUUGAAAAUUCAAAGACUUAUUACAAACGCAUUGAUCAAAAGAACUAGAGCUGUUAGAAAGGAUAUUCAUCAAUCUAUUGACACUCUUUUCGUUAAGAGAACUCAGGGUACAUUAUCAUUAGAAGGUAAGGAAACUCUCUUGAGAUUUUGUUUGCUUGAUUCUUCUUUAGAAAAGGUUGUACAAAUGUUUGAAGAACAAGCAAAAUCUUACACAAAGGAGAAUAUUGGUAACGGUGAUGGUAAGUUAUCACCUUCGCCAUCUUAUGAUCAAACUCAAGAAUCUAUCAAUGUUUCAACUUCCGUAGAUACAAUGUCUAGAAAGAAUAACCCUGGGUUUUUAAAUUUGAAUCAACUUCAUGACACACUUCAUGAGAGUUCCAAUGAAUUAAUCACUGCCGGACCCAUCUUAUCACCUCGUAAUACUACUGAAACUAACAAUGGAUACUUCACUGAUCAUUUGUUUCAACCUCAUCAAGUGGUUGUUGAUUCAUCUUCCGAUGGUAAGGAUGUUCCAAUUGAUAACAUGACAGGUAGACCCGUCUUGAUUAGAUCAAUCUCGCAGACAUCUGUCCAUGCGAAGGAACAAGAACAAGAAGAAGGUGAAUUCCAUAGGUGGGGUUACUUUAUUCAACAAAGAAACAAUAAUGAUGAUGAGAAAGAUAGCAAGACUAAAGUGAGGGACAUGCCAACUCUUAAUGUACUUCCAUCAGGAUCUGAACUUCGUGAUGCAAUUAUCACUGCCAAAGGUAUUGAAUCGGUAACUGACUUGAUUGAUAAUAUCAACAAUAAUCGAGUAAGUAUUGAGAAGAUUUAUAAUCUUCCAAAUAAGGAAGAUGGAAAUGAAACCCAAAGUUCUGACUCUAAGGAUGUUAACCCUGGAAAGAUAUCUUCCCAGAGUCAACAGAGUCUGGCUAUUCAAAGUCCUUUGCAUGAGAUCCACGACGCAUCUUCCAUUGAUUCUCUAGAAUUACAUGAUGCUGAAGAUGACCAUGAUAAAGUCAAUGCUGUUGUUGAUGAAGUAUAUGAGAAGCUUUUGAAUGAUGCCCAAAGAGUUAGAUCAAAUAGACAAGAUUGAGUAGGAAAAGGAUCACUUAAUGAUAUAUAUAUAAAGAAAAUCUCUGAUGAGGUUUUUAAAGACAGGUUAUAAUUUUUUUUUAAUUAUACAGAAGAAGCGUAUUACAGUGAAAUUAAAAGUAAGUUAGUCUAAAAUGUAAAAUCAAUCAAAUAUGUUUCAGUAUU